AUGGAUGUGCAUAUAGAUGACUACACAUUUGAAAGCAUACUUGGAAAGGGAACUUUUGGAACUGUAUAUUUGGUGAAAAGAAAGAAAGACUCAAAGCCAUUCGUUAUAAAAGCACAAGAUUUAAAUGCAGUAAACCACUCACCUUCUGAGAGAACACUAGGAGAGAUACGAUGUCUACAAAAAUUGAGACAUCCAAACAUAGUGUUUUAUUAUGGAGCAUGGAAAAAUAAUAAUUACAGCUAUAUUCUUCUGGAAUAUGCAACUAGAUGUACUCUCAAGGAUUUGCUAGAAAAACGAGAAAUACCACUUAAAGAAGAGGACGCAUUGUAUCUGUUUUCGCAAGUUACUUUGGGAGUACAUCAUAUUCACUCAAACAAAAUUCUUCAUCGGGAUCUAAAACCAGAAAAUAUCAUGUUAACUGGCAGCCGCGGCGAUAUCGUUAAAAUCGGUGACUUUGGUCUUUCAAAAAAUAUCCAAGAAGAUGCGAUAACUUGUCACGCAGGAUCUUAUUACUAUAUGGCACCGGAAGUACUAAGUGUACAGCCGUAUGAACUUAAGUGUGAUAUAUGGAGUAUGGGCGUUAUACUAUAUGAAAUGGUUACGAAGAAGUUUCCAUUUCCGGCCACGAGUCUAGUGGAAAUUACGAAAUUAGUGCACAAUAAUUCGCCGGAGCCUUUACCGCAGUGGAUGUCAGCAUCCGUUGUAAAUCUGAUAUCGAAGAUGCUGAGAAAGAACAAAGAAUUUUAA
Molecule: messenger RNA, 747 nt
Organism: Acromyrmex echinatior (Panamanian leafcutter ant)
Lineage: Eukaryota; Metazoa; Arthropoda; Insecta; Hymenoptera; Formicidae
Product: serine/threonine-protein kinase Nek5
Biological process (GO): protein phosphorylation
Molecular function (GO): protein kinase activity; ATP binding
Source: RefSeq, a predicted model, not a curated record